AUGAGUUCGCCGGAAAGUUGUAGCAGCAACGACUACUUGACUAUCGACUUUAGUGGAGACGACAAGGCCAAGGUUUGCCAGGUCUGUGGAGCGACUCCGGCUGGAAAUCAUUUCGAUGUGGUGUCUUGUCGACCCUGUAAGUCUUGUUUUCAACCACUUUUAGGGCGCUUUUGGGAAUAGGAAUGAUCGUUUGUCGCGUGGCUAAAAGGUUAAAAAGAGUUGGUGCUUUAAAAAAGAGAGGUUUAAAGGAAACAUGAAAAAGAAAUUUUUGAAUAAAAUGGAAAUCAUGUGAUCCGCGAAGCACUAGAAUUAAUAAUUUAAAUAAACCAAGAAUUAUUUUUUGGUCCAUGAAAACAUAUUCAAGUAAUGUAAAAAUCUUUCUUCAUGAUCCCUUAUCUUUGCCCUGAAAGGCUACAAUCUGUUGAGUUAACGUAGGUGUGCCCCUCAGAAACUGAUUUUUCAAGCUGCUUACUCAACAAAAAAAGUCCAAAAGCAACGGUUAUCUAUUAGGGCUUAUAACACGCUGUUCAAUUCCCAGCACAAAUCAGAAAUUCAGAAAGCUCUUUGCUGCAAUUGACGUCAUAUGUAAACAGAUUUCUUUUCGAAAAAUAUUGUUUCCGGCUCUUUAUGUAUUGUGUGUCACAUGCUGAUAUGUCAUCGAUUUUAAUUGCUCAUUUCUCCGUUCAAAUUUCUUUUUGUGAAAGGUCAUUAUAAAGAUAAUAAUAUUACUGUUUUCUAGGCAGCGCUUUCUUCCGUCGGACCGUGGUGCUGAAGAGGAAUUUUACCUGCAAAUUGAAAGGAAAUUGCCCAAUAAAUAAAAGUAAGUUGACCUUGGUUAGAAUGUUGCUUCGGUCAAUGUGUCAGGGGAGCGAGUUGCGACGUGUAAUUGUAUAAAUAUUUUCGGUUAUAUUAGGAAAAAACGUACUCUUGAUUGAAUUGCUUUUACUUUUGUAAUUUCUGUAACUUUGUAAAUUAUGUUCUGAAGAACAAAUUUCACUACCUUUUUCUCGUAGUAUACGACGUGGGGCCCAUUUUUAACUUACAAUUUUCAGAUAUUCGCUCAAUAUGCUCGCAUUGCCGUUUCAAAAAAUGCGUCAGUCUUGGGAUGAGCAAACACAGUAAGUAAUCAUCACAGCUGCUGUUAUACGUGUUUAGAUAUCAAUGCAAACUACGACAAGGCGACUCCAAAGGAAUCCUCACGCAACUCAACGAUUUCCCUAAAGAUCUCAGCCACCCCACUGAUCGAUCAGAUGCUGGAAGGCUACAAGAAGUUCGACGACGACAGCAAAAAAUUAUUUUUUGUUUGUAAUCCAGAAGAACUGUUCUCGGGCGACAAGGUCUUCAAGCCAGGGACAGUAUUCGAAUACAUGGUAUUUAAUCGCUCUCAGAAUGUCUACAUCUGGGAAAUGGCUACGAAUCACUAUCCGCCUUUCAAGGAUAUUGUUGACAAAGACAGGGUCAGUUAAAAUUUUCUUUAAUUAAAAUUGCCUUGCAAAUUAAUGGAUGAUUUUUUUACUUUUAGACGACAAUAUUCCAAAGUUUUGGGUUUCGUUUUACAAAGCUGAGAACGUUUGCGCUGAACACGCAAUAUUUCCCUGAUAACCAUGACAGACUGGUCACUCAUUAUGGGAGAUAUGUGGACAAACAUAAUCAGGAGGAGUUCUUUCGGACAGAAAUUGACCCGAAGCAAAGCAUGAGGUAAGUGCGACAGGCGGUUAGUUGCGUGCCAUGUCUACUGUAUUAUGAACGGACGUUACAAAAGAAAAACGCAUCUUGCAUACUCUAAGUUUAAAAUCAGGUGAAGUAAGCAUUUAUAUUAUAUUUUCAGAAUCCUCAUGCCAAUCCAGAUCCACAUGUUCCAGUUGGCUUCAAAAUUCAGGACACUAAAAGUUGAUGAGUUCGAGGUUGUCGCUUUAUCCGGUCUGCUCUUAUGGAAGGAAGGUAAUUCUUUCAAAUUACAAGACCUUGCUCAACCAUCACUUUUUCAGCCAAUUGGUACUACCAGGACUCGCGAUACAGUUUCCUAAUUGACCAACUCCUUUCCGAGCUUACAUACCAUGCAAAAAAGAACCAUGGAGAGACGAAAGGCCAAGUUCGAGUCGGCCAGUUAUGUUGUAUUUUACGGGACAUUGAAGAACUGGCGUUAACAAUGCUCGAAGCGAGGUUCCUUGGGAUGUUCUUGAGUAAUUAUGGAGUGCCACGAUUGGGGGCACUGGAGAAGUACAAAAAGGAGGUCACAUAA
Molecule: messenger RNA, 2242 nt
Organism: Bursaphelenchus xylophilus (pine wood nematode)
Lineage: Eukaryota; Metazoa; Nematoda; Chromadorea; Rhabditida; Aphelenchoididae
Source: the annotation of a GenBank genome assembly